UUGCUCGUGUGAUAAAGAUAAGUGCCUUAUGAGCUGUUUUCUAUGUUAGUUAGAGUGUGCUUCUUUCAAACUGUACAUGCCCGGUUCGUGAGAACUUAUUAGGAUUCUUCCGCCAUUUUGAAUCAGACUUUGUUUCCAAGAAGAAAAAGAAUGUUUCGAGAAAGUUUACCAGUUUUAGUCUUAUGGACUUUCAUCGUGCACUGCCACAGCUUCCAGAUACCUUUCUUUUCUAGUGAUAACAGCCGUGAAAGCUUUGACAAACUGUGUGAGCAGUGUGUAUGUCCUCCUAGUGUGUUUCCUGAAGACCUUCUUUACUGUAGCCGGAGAAACGUCGACAAUUUGCCUGUUGGGAUAAACUUCCCUUCAAAUCUGAAAACGGUGGUCCUGAAUAGCAAUAGUCUGGAGAGCAUCAAUUCCGGUACUUUUAACAGCGGAAAUAGUGUGUUUCAUCUGGAUCUUUCCUCCAAUCAAAUAGACUUCAUCGCUGGUGAUGCGUUGAACAAACUGGAAAAUUUAAAAUCUUUAGAUCUUUCCAAUAAUAAGAUCUGGAGUUUAUCAGAUCAUACCUUUGAGAAACAAAGUCAGCUAGAAAUUCUAGAUCUAAGCAGCAACAGAAUUCAAAGCUUCUUUGACACCGCUCUUAAAUCAUUAAAAAAUUUAAAAACUUUAAAACUGAACUUUAAUCCUUUGUACACCGUACAAAGAGAUAUAUUUCAGUACGUGCCAAACCUUAGUGAACUACAUUUGGAAAGGACUGGUCUAAGAGGAAUGCCAGAUGACGUGUUCACCUUUAAUACGAAGUUAACUGUCCUAAAGUUAAGUGGUAACUCUCUGGACGACAUUCCUUCCAAAUCUCUCGAGGUGGUCACUCAGCUACAGCAUCUAGAUAUCAGUAGAAAUCCAGUUAAAGAGAUUAAACCCAAUGCUUUUAAAACGCUUGAAAAGCUUAUUGUACUGAAAAUCGACAGUAUGAGCAAAUUGGAAACCAUCCAUCCCCAUGCGUUUCAUGGUCUAAAGAGACUAGAAGAGUUGCACUGCAGUUCCAAUCCUUUGCUAGCCAACGUACAUCGGGAUGCCUUUAGAAGAAAUGAUACUGGAGAAGUUGUCCACGUGAAGAAAAUCUAUUUACAUCGAAACCGCCUGGAAACACUGAGUUACUCAAUGUUAGAAUGGGAGAAGCUGGAGGUCUUUGAUGUUUCAAAUAAUCCAAUGCGAUGUGACUGUCGCUUGCAGUGGAUGGUGAGGACUAGUCUACCAAAGAACUCCAAGCAUGCCAUCAGAUGUGGAUCUCCAAGAAAGUUGGAAGAACGUCCUGUGUCUUCUCUGAAAGAGGAAGACUUUGUUUGCGGUUUGGAACUCAGCACUGACAUAAUCAUAAUCUUAACCAUACUGUCUUUUGUUUUGGUGUUUAUGAUAGUGAUCAUCUUUGCGUACGUUUUGUAUAAGUGGAACUACUGUCUCAAACCUCGCGCUGAGAUGCAGCGAACUUACAGUCGCAUCAAAUCCAACAAGAACACUGUAGAUCUUGAUUGGGAUCAUAGUGCUGAUCCUUGCACUUUCUCUGUACAAAUCGUGGCCGCAACAACGAUUAUGAAUAACACGAAGAGAUCAGGGGCUUUGAUGCUUUACAUAUUCUUGUGGAUAGCGUUUCUCACAGAAUGUAAUUGUGAUGCGGGUGACCUCUGUAAAACCUGCAUAUGUGAAGAGACCAACGCUAAUAUUCCGAAUGAACAGCCGAUGAACGUCGACUGCUCAGGACUAAACUAUACAGUUGUACCUUCAGGAGCCUUGUGGCCAACUAAAACUAUUAGUAUGAACUUGAGUGAAAACGCGAUUCAUACUAUCAACGUUUUGGAACAACAUCUUUAUCUGCAACGUCUUUACUUUGCAUCUAAUAAUCUUAAAACUAUUGAGCCUACAGCGUUUGAUGAGUUUCCUGAGCUAGAAGAACUUUACUUGAAUGACAAUGUAUUAGGAGAGCUUCAUCAGGACGUUUUUAGCAACCUUGCCAAACUGAAAAUAUUGGACUUAAGUUCUAAUAAUUUGAGUUCACUCCGAGAAAAUAUUUUUAAGGAACUGAGAAAACUAAAACGUUUAACUCUUGCAAGGAAUCCUAUAAAAUACAUCCAGAGUGAUAUGUUUCAGCCAAUGAAAUCUCUUGAAUUUCUUGAUUUAUCUGAUAUAAAGGCCUAUCAUAUGACACCAGGAAUUUUUCACAAUCUUUUAAUGUUAAGAGUGGUGAAUUUAUCAAGAAACGAGUUCCAAGAAGUGCCGAUAGGAGCUCUUAGAAGUGCUUCAGGACUUGAAGAAAUUAAUCUUGAUGAGAAUCCAAUCGAUCGUCUUGACUUGAAGUCCUUUACGGGUCUAGACAAAGUUAAACUCGUGAGUUUAAGUAACAUGCCAAAACUGGAAAUUAUUGAUAAGUUAGCCUUUUCUAAACUUCGACGUUUAGAGAUUUUGCGACUUCACUCCAACCCUCAUCUGGAGACUAUACAUAGCCUUGCCUUCAACGAAAUCCUGGAUCCCAAAACUCUCCAAAUGAGGUUGAAUGAAGUAAACUUAAGAAACAAUAGCUUACAGACCCUAUACGAAUAUGCCAUACCCUGGUGUAAGUUGAAAACUUUGGAUCUCCGAGACAACCCCUGGAGAUGUGACUGCAAGUUGAAGUGGAUAAAAUAUUGCAACUUGACUGCUGAAAUGAGUGAUCUUUUAUUGUGA
Limulus polyphemus (Atlantic horseshoe crab) is the source of this 2718-nucleotide messenger RNA. RefSeq lists its product as uncharacterized. Gene Ontology annotation, molecular function: protein binding. The transcript is spliced from 5 exons. NCBI's taxonomy places the organism in Eukaryota, Metazoa, Arthropoda, Merostomata, Xiphosura, Limulidae. The record is from RefSeq and is a predicted model, not a curated record. Gene Ontology annotation, cellular component: plasma membrane. Bases 151 to 2718 code for a protein of 855 amino acids.